AGAGAGGACCCGGAGCCAAUGGAGGAGAUCGGGGCGCCCCAAGUGUGAGAUAGAAUGUUGGCUUCGGAAGCUCAGGGAAGAAGUAGCAGGGAGAAAAACGUAACCCAGUGUGCCUGAAAAUGACGACAAAGCGGAACUUGUUUGUGCGGCUGGUGCCCUGCCGCUGUUUGCGUGGAGAAGAAGAAACUGUCACUGCACUCGAUUAUUCUCACUGCAGCCUGGAGCAGGUGCCUAAGGAGAUUUUUACUUUCGAAAAGACAUUGGAAGAACUCUAUUUAGAUGCAAAUCAAAUUGAAGAGCUUCCAAAGCAACUUUUUAACUGUCAGUCUCUGCACAAGUUGAGCUUGCCAGACAAUGAUUUAACAACGUUGCCUGCAUCCAUAGCAAAUCUCAUAAACCUCAGGGAACUGGAUGUCAGCAAGAAUGGGAUACAGGAGUUGCCAGAGAACAUCAAAAACUGUAAAGUUUUGGCAAUUGUUGAGGCCAGUGUAAACCCUAUUUCAAAGCUUCCAGAUGGAUUUUCACAGUUGUUAAACCUAACGCAGCUAUACCUGAAUGAUGCUUUUCUUGAGUUCUUGCCAGCCAAUUUUGGCAGAUUAACUAAACUCCAGAUUUUAGAACUUAGAGAAAACCAGUUAAAAAUGUUGCCAAAAACCAUGAGCAGACUGACUCAGUUGGAGAGACUGGACCUGGGAAGUAAUGAAUUCACAGAAGUGCCUGAAGUUCUUGAACAGUUAAGUGGGUUAAAAGAAUUCUGGAUGGAUGGUAACAGACUAAUUCUUAUUCCAGGGUUUAUGGGCAGUUUGAAGCAAUUGACUUACUUGGAUGUUUCCAAAAACAACAUUGAAACACUUGAAGAAGGCGUUUCUGGAUGUGAAAGUUUACAAGACCUACUGUUGUCCAGUAAUUCACUUCAGCAGCUACCAGAGUCUAUUGGUUCUCUAAAGAAAUUAGCAAUUCUUAAAAUUGAUGAGAAUCAGCUAAUGUAUUUGCCAGACUCCAUAGGAGGGUUAACAUCUGUUGAAGAACUGGACUGUAGCUUCAAUGAGAUUGAAGCUUUGCCUUCGUCAAUUGGCCAGCUCUGUAAUAUAAGGACCUUUGCUGCAGAUCAUAACUUUUUAACUCAGUUGCCACCAGAGAUUGGCAACUGGAAACAUGUAACUGUUCUGUUUCUGCAUUCAAAUAAGCUGGAGUUUCUCCCGGAGGAAAUGGGUGAUAUGCAGAAAUUAAAAGUUAUUAAUCUAAGUGAUAAUAGAAUGAAAUAUUUGCCUUAUAGCUUUACAAAGCUGCAACAGUUGACUGCUAUGUGGUUAUCAGACAAUCAGUCUAAACCGCUCAUUCCCCUUCAAAAAGAAGCUGACCCAGAAACACAGAAAACGGUACUUACUAAUUACAUGUUCCCCCAACAACCAAGAUCUGAAGAUGUUAUGUUCACAUCAGAUAAUGAAAGUUUCAAUCCUUCACUUUGGGAAGAACAAAGGAAACAACGAGCUCAGGUGGCUUUUGAAUGUGAUGAAGACAAAGAUGAAAGGGAGGCACCGCCCAGGGAGGGCAAUUUGAAGAGAUAUCCAACACCUUACCCUGAUGAGCUGAAGAAUAUGGUCAAAACAGUUCAAACAAUAGUGCACAGAUUGAAAGAUGAAGAAAAUCUAGAAGUUGCUCAUAAAGACACAAAGCAAGAAAAUCAAGUUUCAGUGAAGGAUGUGGGUGUAAAGACUUCAGAAAUCACUACUGCAAAGAACAAAACAGAAAAUGAGCAGACUAUCAUGAUGGGAAAUUGCUUGCAGAAGCCUAACGAACUAGGGGCUGAGAAUAGCUCUGGAAACUCACAGAUGAAUGCCCAAGUUAAAACCUCAGAGAAGCCAGUGCCGAUUGCUAAUCAUGAAGACAUGCCUGAGGAGUCAGAAGACCUCUCCUCUGAUGAAGAAAUGAAAAUCGCAGAAAUGAGGCCACCCUUGAUAGAAACUUCCAUUAAUCAGCCAAAAGUGGUAGCCCUUGGUAGCAGCAAGAAAGAUGACAGUAACGAUGUAGAUUCACUGUCGGAUGAACCUACUCGCAAUAGUAACCAAAACAACAGCAAUUGUUCCUCUCCUUCUCGGAUGUCUGAUUCAGUUUCUCUAAAUACUGACAGCAGCCAUGAAGCAUCAAUGUGCUCUCCAGAGAAAGAGACAAACAUGUCCAUCGCUUCCAAAAUCAGGCAAGAAGAUGAAAAUUCUAAUAGCCUCUUACAAAAUGGAGGUGAAAUAAAUGUCACAGCAGAAGAAAAACUGGUUGCCCAAGAAAAAGUUACCAAUUUUACUGAAUUUACAUUAAGCAUUGAAGAGAGAUUAGCUUUAAUAGAGAAAGGUGUUGAACUAAACAGUGCUACUGAUGAAAGUCACAAAUUGCAGCAAAUCAGCAUGAAUAUCUGCAAGUUGGCUGGUGAGGAAGGAAUGCAAUCAAGUGCGGAACGAAUAAAAACACAGGAAGUAGCAUCCAUUAAGGGCUUUAUAAACAACAAUUUGAAAGUAGAGAUGGAGCACAUGGAAAAUGAAAAGAAAUAUUCUAAUCUGUGCUCUCUAAGUAAUGUUAAUGGACAUUCUGAGGAAGUACCUCACUCUGCAGGAAAAUCAGAACUGAAGAGAAGUGCUACACUUGAUACAGAUUCUUCUUCGGAAAUGUGUCUCUCAAAGAGCACUGAAGACUUGUCCCCACAGCGGAGUGGGCCAGUUGUAAAAUCUCACAGCAUAACUAAUAUGGACAUGGGCGCUCUGAAAAUCUAUGAUAUUAUCAACGAUAAUGGAUCACAGCAACCGAGUGCCAUAGUGAAAUCAGCACCCUCAGUUCCAGAUGGAAAAAAUAUUGUCCGUAGCAAGUCCGCUACUCUCCUCUGUGACCAGCCAUUGCAAGUAUUUCCUGGAUCUUCAUCUUCAUCCUCUGAUCUAAUAUGUACAAAAACCGUUUUCAAGUUUGAUUCAAAUCACAAUCCUGAAGGUACUAAUGUAAUAAGAGGGCAAGAGACAAAUACUUCACAGCCACUUGGUAAUCUCCAGUAUAACAUUCAAUACAGCAGCAGUAUGGCAGCCAAAGACACUCUGUGGCCCCAAAAGCAGAACUCUCUCAUUGAACAAAGUUGCCCGCAUCCUCAACGUUUGCCUAGGUCAGAUACUGUAGAAGGUUGCGGUCCUGUGAAAUACUCUGCCAACAUGAAUUUCUCCAACCAUAACAAUGUUAGAGCAAGUGCUGCAUAUAAUAUGCAUCAAAGGAUGGGUGGGAGGCACAUGGAAAUGUGGGCUGUUCCACCAAAUGACAGACUUCUAUCAGGGGCAACGAGGAAUACCCUUCAGCGGCAGAGCAGCGUAUCUUCCACUGCUUCCAUGAACAUUGGUGAUACGGGACCUCCCCGGCGUCCUCAGAUUCCUGAGGGGGAUUAUUUAACAUACAGGGAUUUGCAUUCGAUGGGAAGAGUCCCGCCCAUAAUGUCAGGAGGACCACAAAGACCACUUUCUGCAAGAACCUAUAGUGUUGAUGGUCCAAAUGUACCCCGACCGCAGAGUGCUCGCCCCUCAGCAAACGAGAUACCCGAGAGAACUAUGUCAGUUAGUGACUUCAAUUAUUCAAGGACUAGUCCCUCUAAAAGAACAAACCCAAGAGUUAAUUCUGAACACUCUCUGUUAGAUGGUCUAGGAAAAAAUAAAGUCCCUCAUGACUGGAGGGAACAGGUGCUGCGACAUAUUGAGGCCAAAAAGUUAGAAAAGAGCAUGCUGUCUAGGUCCUUUAAUUCCAAUUAUGCUCCAGUUAGCAGCUUUCACUAUGGCAGCUCUAGGGAUCUGCAUGGCAGCCAGGGCAAUGUUACCUUGAGUGUUGCUGACGGAAGAGGUUCUGGUGUUCACAUUGGCCGUCAUCCCCAAACAUCCACACCAGUAGAACAAUGUCAAGAGGACGUAUUUGUUUCUGGACAGCAAAAUUACUCAUCUGCCACACUUAGUCUCAAAGAUAUUGCUCCAGAUAGCAUGAAGAAACUUCCUGUACAGGUACCUUUGACUAAUGGGCAGUUGUGCCAGCCUUCGAGACCUCAGGCAAACUAUACUCAAGUUCAUCAUCCUGUUCCCCAAACAUCUGUAGCAAGACAUCCUUCUAGAGAGCAACUGAUUGACUAUCUGAUGCUGAAAGUUGCUCAUCAGCCCCCCUACACUCAGUCCCAAGGUUUAUCCAGGCAAAGCCAUGAGCUGUCAAAGCAAGAGAUUCGAGUGACAAUUGAGAAGGAUCCAGAGCUUGGCUUUAGUAUAUCAGGAGGAGUUGGUGGUAGAGGAAACCCGUUCAGACCUGAUGAUGAUGGUAUAUUUGUUACCAGAGUACAGCCUGAAGGACCAGCAUCUAAAAUCUUGCAACCAGGAGACAAAAUUAUUCAGGCGAAUGGAUAUAGCUUCAUCAGUAUUGAUCAUGGACAAGCGGUAUCUUUGCUAAAGACUUUUCAGAACACGGUGGAAUUCAUCAUUGUGAGAGAGGGUUCUUAAAUACUGUGGAUAAAAGGGAAAUGCCAGCAUGCUUCUUUGAAGGACUUGUUGGAAACUGAAUAUUUUGAUUAUUUUUAUAUGUGAAAAGAACUUUUAAAAUUAUGUACAGUAAUACAAUAAUGAACUUGUGGUUAUAGGGGGAAGAACCACUGUAAAGAACAUAAAUAAAAGUUUUGGAAAUGCAUGUGGUAAUAAACCCUUGAGUUUUAAAGCAUUGGAGCAAUCAAAGAUCACUCCUUCAAGAACAAACCUGUGGUGUUUUUUGUACAGAUGGUGGGUUUAUUUUUGGAUAACUCAUACACAUUACUAAACUUUGUGUAAAGUUAUAAGGAGCCUCAGUUGUAGCCAGUGGACAGAUGGCAGGGCUUUCUGUCCUGUAGCUGUGUUUUGCCUUUAUUUUUUUGUUCACCUGGUUUUUAAUAUCUUUGAAACCACUUCUGUAGAUGCAGCUAAGAGAUUUGAAAUGUUGGCUUUGCUAUAUGCAUAUUGUAUAGAUGAAUGGGUAGAUGGAACGUGGGACUGGCUGGAUUAAUUUAAAAGGCCAGGUGAAAUGGCAAUGAAAGUAUGGAACUGAGAAAGGAGGGGAAGAAAAGUUAACCUGAGAGAAUGUAUAUCUACCAAUAGAAAAAUGCAAUAAAAUGUGAAGUCUUUUCGGGAAGACUAUAAAUAUACUUCUGGGAGUUCUACAGGAUUGGCUCAUAUCACGUUCACUAACUGUCUUAUUUGCUAUGUGUAAUUCAAUUUUGGAUGCUAUUUUUUAAUCACACAAUCGUUGUUUUUCCAUUUGUAUUGUGGAGUUGUACCCAGAGACUCCUUUUUAAAAUGAAAAUCCCCAGUUUUGCGCAAAAUGGUGGUUUUCUUCUGCCUUGUAUGAAAUACUCCAUUUUUAAUUUAUUUAUAGUUUUUUAUUAAAAGAAAAGAAAAGAAA
Messenger RNA from Euleptes europaea (tarantolino), 5424 nucleotides. RefSeq names its product erbb2 interacting protein (gene ERBIN). NCBI's taxonomy places the organism in Eukaryota, Metazoa, Chordata, Lepidosauria, Squamata, Sphaerodactylidae. Gene Ontology annotation, molecular function: protein binding. Gene Ontology annotation, biological process: neurotransmitter receptor transport postsynaptic membrane to endosome; neurotransmitter receptor transport, endosome to postsynaptic membrane. The record is from RefSeq and is a predicted model, not a curated record. Gene Ontology annotation, cellular component: postsynaptic density; postsynaptic membrane; adherens junction. The coding region runs from base 120 to 4496 and encodes 1458 amino acids. The transcript has 27 exons.